This is a messenger RNA of Caenorhabditis bovis, 951 nucleotides long. NCBI's taxonomy places the organism in Eukaryota, Metazoa, Nematoda, Chromadorea, Rhabditida, Rhabditidae. The record is from the annotation of a GenBank genome assembly.
AUGGUGAUUGGAGGACCCACAUUGAAGCUUUCUAAUGGCGUUGUGAUGCCACAAGUCGGAUUGGGAACUUGGCUGUCAACCCCUGAAGAGGUAAAGGCUGCUGUAAAAGCUGCCGUGAAGAAUGGCUAUCGUCUCAUCGACACCGCAAAAUUGUACGAAAAUGAGCAAGCUAUUGGCGAUGCUAUUCAAGAGCUUAUCAAAGAAGGAGUUGUCAAAAGAGAGGACCUUUUCAUCACCACUAAGGCCUUCGUGACUGAACUUGCUCCUGGAAAGCUUGAACCAGCUCUUCGCGCUUCUUUGAAACGCCUUCAAAUGGACUACGUCGACUUGUAUUUGGCUCAUAUGCCAGCUACUAUGAAUGACGAUAUGAGUGACAAAAUUAAUGUUCCUAUUGAAGAAGUGUGGAAGGGAUUUGAACAGGUCUAUAAUUUAAAAUUGGCCAGAGCUGUGGGUGUGUCGAACACCAAUAAUGAUCAAAUCGCUAGAAUAUUGAAAUCCAGCAGUGUUCCAGUUCACAAUUCUCAGGUGGAACUUCAUCUCUACUUCCCACAACAUGAGCAUGUUGAUUUCUGCAAAAAGAACAAUAUCAUUGUGACUUCCUACGCUACUCUUGGUAGUCCGGGAAGAAAGGAAGCUGUUUUCCCAGAUGGAAAAAAAAUUGAUUGGGGUGAUGCUCCUUUGGAGUUGGAAGACGCCAACGUAAAGAAGCUUGGUGAGAAAUACAAUAAGUCACCAGCGCAAGUAUUGCUACGCUAUGCCAUGGAUCGCGGGCUCGCCAUCAUUCCAAAGUCCAUUAAUGAGAAGAGAAUCAUUGAAAAUUUUCAGCUUUUCGACUUCAAGCUUUCUCAAGAUGAGAUUAAACUUCUCGAAUCUACAAAGUAUAACAAGCGGCUUUUCCUUCAUCCAUUCAUGAUUGGCCACAUCGAGGAUGCUUUCAAGUCAGAGCGAUAA